Tarenaya hassleriana is the source of this 1448-nucleotide messenger RNA. RefSeq names its product 60S ribosomal protein L3-2-like. Lineage: Eukaryota; Viridiplantae; Streptophyta; Magnoliopsida; Brassicales; Cleomaceae. Gene Ontology annotation, molecular function: RNA binding; structural constituent of ribosome. The record is from RefSeq and is a predicted model, not a curated record. The transcript has 6 exons. Gene Ontology annotation, cellular component: ribosome; cytosolic large ribosomal subunit. The coding region runs from base 100 to 1269 and encodes 389 amino acids. Gene Ontology annotation, biological process: ribosomal large subunit assembly; translation.
CUUCUUUUUCUUCGUAGCGGCGCACACCCACGGCUCUGUAGUUUCUAUCUCCUCCUUUUGUUCUCUACGUCCAUCGAAAGGUUUGGUUUCUCAGAAAGAAUGUCUCAUAGAAAGUUUGAGCAUCCAAGACAUGGAUCACUGGGUUUCCUUCCAAGGAAAAGGGCUUCCAGACACCGUGGAAAAGUGAAGGCCUUCCCCAAGGAUGAUGCUGCUAAGCCUUGCAGAUUCACUGCUUUCUUGGGAUACAAAGCUGGAAUGACUCAUAUUGUUAGAGAAGUUGAAAAGCCUGGAUCAAAGCUUCACAAGAAGGAAACAUGUGAAGCUGUCACUGUGAUUGAGACACCGCCAAUGGUGGUGGUCGGUGUUGUAGGGUACGUGAAAACGCCUCGUGGAUUGCGCACUCUGGGCACAGUGUGGGCACAGCACUUGAGCGAAGAGGUGAGAAGGAGGUUUUACAAGAACUGGUGCAAGUCGAAGAAGAAGGCUUUCACCAAGUAUUCAAAGAAAUACGAAAGUGAUGAUGGUAAAAAAGACAUUCAAGCUCAGUUGGAUAAGUUGAAAAAGUACUGCAGCGUCAUCCGAGUUCUUGCUCACACUCAGAUCCGAAAAAUGAAAGGGCUGAAGCAGAAGAAGGCACACUUGAUGGAGAUACAGAUCAAUGGUGGUGAUGUAGCCAAGAAGGUUGACUAUGCCUACAGUUUCUUCGAGAAACAGAUUCCUAUCGAUGCCAUCUUCCAAAAGGAUGAGAUGAUCGACAUAAUCGGAGUGACAAAAGGUAAAGGUUAUGAAGGUGUUGUCACAAGAUGGGGUGUGACCCGUCUUCCGAGGAAGACCCAUCGUGGUCUUCGUAAGGUGGCUUGUAUUGGAGCAUGGCAUCCGGCUAGGGUUUCCUUCACUGUUGCCAGAGCCGGGCAGAACGGGUACCACCACCGAACAGAGAUGAACAAGAAAGUUUAUCGGAUUGGGAAAUCUGGUCAAGAAUCUCACUUAGCCAUGACCGAAUUUGACAGGACCGAGAAGGAUAUCACACCGAUGGGAGGGUUCCCUCACUAUGGGAUAGUGAAGGAAGAUUACGUGCUGGUCAAGGGAUGUUGCGUGGGGCCGAAGAAAAGGGUUGUGACUUUAAGACAGACGUUGAUUCAACAGACAUCGAGGGUUGCAUUGGAAGAGAUCAAACUCAAGUUCAUAGACACAUCUUCCAAGUUCGGACAUGGUCGGUUCCAGACAACCCAAGAGAAGGCCAAGUUCUUCGGCCGAGUUAAAGCUUGAUUUGAUCCAGUAGAUCUAUUAUCCUUCAAUCUUUUUUAUUUUUUAGAACCUCCACAGUUGAGCUGUUUAUGUUCCUUCUCUUUACGAUACCCUUGGCAUUCCAUGUCGUGUCAUUCAAUAACGUUAUGGUUUUAAUCGAAUUAAGAUGAGAUAAUAUCAAUAAAAGUUAUGGUUUUGUA